Messenger RNA from Manis javanica (Malayan pangolin), 4999 nucleotides. Lineage: Eukaryota; Metazoa; Chordata; Mammalia; Pholidota; Manidae. The record is from RefSeq and is a predicted model, not a curated record.
AAGCCGUUGGGGCGGGGCCUCGGCCGGGCAGUUUCUGAGGCCGCGAUUUCACAUCGGAAACAAAACAGCGGCUGCUCGGGAAGGAACCUUGGUUGCGAGCGGCCGGUGGCGGCGGCGAGGAAAGCGUAGAUAUAACCUGGGAGCCUGCAAGUGACAACAGCCUGCGAGGUCCUUAGACAGCGUGGCCUGCCUGGAGGAGAACACAUGAAAAAAAGAACCCCAAGAGGCUUUGUCAUCUGUGAAAAAGUAUUUCUGUACAGUUGCUUCAAUGACAGAGUUACCUGCACCCUUAUCCUACUUCCAGAAUGCACAGAUGUCCGAGGACAACCACCUGAGCAAUACGAAUGACAAUAGAGAACGCCAUGAACACAGCAGCAGCGAAAGGCGGAGGCAUGGCAACCCAGAGCCUUUAUCUAAUGGAAGACCCCAGGGUAACUCCCAGCAGGUGGUGGAACAAGAUGAAGAAGAUGAUGAGGAGCUGACAUUGAAAUAUGGUGCCAAACAUGUUAUCAUGCUCUUUGUCCCCGUGACUCUCUGUAUGGUUGUGGUCGUGGCUACCAUCAAAUCAGUCAGCUUUUAUACCCGGAAAGAUGGGCAGCUAAUCUACACCCCAUUCACAGAGGACACCGAGACCGUGGGGCAGAGAGCCCUGCACUCAGUUCUGAAUGCUGCUAUCAUGAUCAGCGUCAUUGUUGUCAUGACUGUUCUCCUGGUGAUUCUGUAUAAAUACAGGUGCUAUAAGGUCUUCUCCUGGGUUCUCAUUAACUCAAGACUAGUUCUAAGCCUUUUUAAUCUGUGUUUUAUUUUUUUCAGGGAAGUGUUUAAAACCUACAACGUUGCCAUGGACUACAUUACUGUUGCACUUCUGAUCUGGAAUUUUGGUGUGGUGGGAAUGAUUGCCAUUCACUGGAAAGGUCCACUGCGACUCCAGCAGGCAUAUCUCAUUAUGAUCAGUGCCCUCAUGGCCCUAGUGUUUAUCAAGUACCUCCCAGAAUGGACAGCGUGGCUCAUCUUGGCUGUGAUUUCAGUAUAUGAUUUGGUAGCUGUUUUGUGUCCAAAAGGCCCACUUCGGAUGCUGGUUGAAACAGCUCAGGAGAGAAAUGAAACUCUCUUUCCUGCUCUCAUUUACUCCUCGACAAUGGUGUGGUUGGUGAAUAUGGCAGAAGGAGACCCAGAAGCCCAAAGGAAGGUAUCCAAAAACUCCAAUUAUAAUGCACAAAGCACAGAAAGUGAAUCACAAGACCCUGUGACAGAGAGUGACGAUGGCGGCUUCAGUGAAGAAUGGGAAGCCCAGAGGGACAGUCGCCUAGGGCCUCAUCAUUCUACAACUGAGUCACGAGCUGCUGUCCAGGACCUUUCCAGCAGCAUCCUAGCCAGUGAGGACCCAGAAGAAAGGGGAGUGAAACUUGGUUUAGGAGAUUUCAUAUUCUACAGUGUUCUGGUUGGUAAAGCUUCUGCAACAGCCAGUGGAGACUGGAAUACGACCAUAGCCUGUUUUGUAGCCAUAUUAAUUGGUUUGUGCCUUACAUUAUUACUCCUCGCCAUUUUCAAGAAAGCAUUGCCAGCUCUUCCAAUCUCUAUCACCUUUGGGCUUGUUUUCUACUUUGCCACAGAUUAUCUUGUGCAGCCCUUUAUGGACCAAUUAGCAUUCCAUCAGUUUUAUAUCUAGCAUUAUUUGCAAUUAGAAUCCCAUGGAUUUUUCUCCUUUGACUAUGAUAAAAUAUGGGGAGGACAAAGGUGAUUUUCCUCUGUCCACAUCUAACAAAGUCAAGAUUCCCAGCUGGACCUCUUUUGCAGCUUCCUUCCAAGUCUUCCUGACCACCUGCACUAAUAUAUUGGGCAUUGGAAGGAGGGAGCUGUCUACAGAAAACGGUUUUGAAUGUAUGUCGUCAUGGUGGACUGAAUCCCUCAGUGCAGAAACUACCAGAUUUGAGGACAAGAACAAGGACAAAGGAUGGGCCAAGAAGUUGCUCUGCUCCCACUAGUGGUUGGGCCCUUGGUCACAGGUGGACUUUACCAACACUGCAGACUCUCAGGACUACCAUUACCAAGAGGCUAAAUGAAGUGGUUUCAACCAAACAGGACUCUUCCUCUUACAACUACAUGUUGAAAAUCAACCUAAUAAAUCUGUAUUGAAUUCUGAACCUUUUCAGAGGUACUGUCAGGAUAGCAGGCACCAGGAGCAAUGUAGAAAGGUGAAGAGGAGAUCUAACUCUCACUGUCAGACUUUGCUGCUGCAGACUUACCAUUUUUAAAUCAGACUUUUUUUUUCACCUUGAGUCAAGUCAGAUGUGUAGGUUGAUUUUGAUGGUUUUUGUUCUCAGGCACUGAAACUCAUUACCAUCUCUGGUUGCCAUUUCUUCCCAAGGCCAGUCUAAACUUACUUGAGGUUGCUUUUUCUUUUAAAGUCUUAACCUCAGGUUCCAAAUUCAGUACUUUCUGGAAAUAAUGAAAGAAUUCCCUAUCAACCUUAGGUAGAUUCUGUGUUUCCCACCAAGUUUCUAAUUUCUAGACAUGUUUAUAGGCUCACUUGCCCCCAGAUGCUUCUGUUGUUUUCCAUCCCUCCCUUCCCUCCGCCCAUUAGCAGUUCUCUUAUACAGCAAAUAAGACAGCUCUGCUGUGACAGCAGACGAUCCGGUUAUUCCAGGAUUUUACUCUGUGUGGAACAAAGAACGUGUUAUGAGUAAGUGCCAUCAGCCUUGCUGUUGUAAUAUCUCCAACAGCAAAUAAGAUGUGCCCAAAGACAGUAGAAUUAAAGAAGAGUAAGAUGGCUGGUGAAGAGAACUUUCUGUUCCGAUUUUUCUUUUUUUAUCACAAGCCAUUUUCUGACAGUAUGUCAGAGUUUGUACCAAUAGCCAAAAGCUGGUGGUUUAUAAAGUUUAUGAAUCUGUUGUACCAGCAGAGAGCAAGAGUUAGGAGAAAGCCAUUAUUUCUCUUCGUGGGCUGUGGGAGAACCUAGUGUCAGGAAGGGAGCCAGCUGCCCAGAGAAGAAAGAGCGGACCUCCAACAGCCAGUGGGACAAAAUGAGCCUAAUGUCCCGCAGGCGGACGGGAAGGGGAACGCCAAGGUAUCCUCCACGACCCUCGCCAUGGGAGUUCUAUGGUUUCCCUUCUGCCUUACCUUUUGUUCCUAUAUCCCUGUGUGUGAACUGGGCAGGGCACCCAAGCCCUGUGCAGUUCAUCGGGACUGUGCAUGUGAACAGAGCUGGCAGCCUGUGGGCACAUGACACCUAAAUGAAGCUUUGUCAGGGCACACCCUUCUUUUACCAGACAACCCUUUGGCAUGGUGAUCAGGCUAAGCAUUUGUUAGAAACUUAGUUCCCCACUGCGGCUGAAAAAAAACCAGCUUUUCUUCUUUUUCCUGCCACUUUCUCUCCAGCCUAUCAUAAUAUCUGGUUUGGGGUUCUCCUUGGAGUUUAGGAUAUUUGUUGUCUGUCUUGGAAUAUUUCUUACAAGAAACUAACUUUAGGAGUGGUGUGCUAUCACUAACCUGAGCAUUCAAUAAAAUGCUGGCUUAUAUUAGGCAGUGGAGAACUGCAAGAGAAGAGCUAUGGAAAGAGAGUGGGGCUUUCCGGAGUAGCUCCUCUGGUUUUUCAUUUAAUGCCUUUUGCCAGUACUCUCUUUCCUCAGAAAUGCGGCAGCAUUGUUAUUAACUUCUAAAGUGAAUCACAAUUCGACAACCACAGCCACCCAAACACCAGUUUGAUUUGAAGCAGCUUUCAGGGAGCCCUGAUACAGAGCAGUUUUUUUGUGUAAGAGUCCCAACUGUGCUGUACCCUUCAUGAAAGGUUCAUCUCAGAAGAGGAUGUGUGUGUGUGUGUGUGUAAAUCCGUCCUACCUAUUGUCCUGUGUAGAAAGAUUGCAGUAAGUCUGUCAUUGUCUUCAAGAUGGAGCCACAUCUCAGCAUAGAGAGAACACAUUUCUUUAAAUUGUCAACCUCAGAUGCUCAAGGACUUUUCCUUUGAGCUUUAGUCAGUUGUUUCUGAAAAAGCAAAAUGCUGGUCUUUUACCAUGGGGAAUGGAUUGUCACUAGAGAAAGCAGUAGCAAUUCCACUGAGGCUGUACCCUCACACACAGGCAAGGGGGUGGCUGUGGAGCUGGGUGAACACACAUGAUGAUAAAGUACCACCAGCCCAGGCUGUCUACUUAGGAAAAAGGGGCAGGACAGUAGGAAGAAGUGUGACCACUGACGUCCGAGUCUGACUGGCUUAUAGAAUGAAGUGCUUAUAUACAGAAUGUGGCUAGAAACUAGCCAAUCGAAAUACCAGCCCAAUUUGUAAGAUUUCUAGAAUGUUCUCCAAGAGGAAGGGCUCACUUUCCUGGUUUUGAUUCUCACUAGGUUAGUAUGUGGUCCUCAGAUCAUGGCUCUUACUAUCAAUGAUAAAAUUUCUUGGCCAGAAAAAAUAGAAACUUUCAAAGCAACUUAGAAAAAAAAAUCAUAGAACAAUUGAUUUCACCAUAGAAGCAACAACUAAAGUGUUUUUUACUUGUAAACUCCUGGAUCCCAAUUUUUUGGGAUCCUCCUUCCAUAACAAAUGCCCAAACAAGUAAUAUGUAGCAUCAGCUGUCCUUUACUUGACUCAAAAAAACUUCAUACAUGUAGUCUUGGUUGUAAUUUGUAGAAUGUGAGGCAGAAACUAAGCUACCACAUAAGAUCUUGCAGGGUCAGAGGCUUCCUCAGGAAAGCCUCUGAUCCUGACCCCGCCAGUGCCUCGCCUCACAUAUUUGCCUACUUGUGAUCUAGCCUGGAAGAAAAAGAGCUCAGAAACUACUAGCAAGAGGUUUGUUAAGUGUGUUCCCUGUUCCUGGCAUGGUGCUAGAGUCUAAAGAUGCAACGGUGAAUAAGAUCUAUCCUUAGAAUGCAGCUGCAGUUUCUUGUUCUCUGGUUUCUGCCUUCCUUAACUUUGCUAAAAUACUGGGUACUUAUCAACCCCUUUUCAUGGUUACCACCAUUGAGGGCUUACAAAAUUGAUGUUAAUAAAGGUGACUUGAUGCUUCCA